AUGGCGAGAAAGAGUAAGGGACGACAAAAGGUUGAGAUGGCGAAGAUGAAUAAUGAAAGCAAUCUCCAAGUCACUUUCUCCAAACGUCGAGCCGGACUUUUCAAGAAGGCGAGUGAAUUGAGCACUCUAUGUGGGGCUAAGAUUGCUAUUAUCGUCUUCUCACCCGGUCAGAAGGUCUUCUCUUUUGGCCAUCCUUUUGUCCAGACUGUGUUGGAACGUUUUGUUAGUGGUAAUCCACCACAAGCUGCUUCUGGAACCAUGAAACUCAUUGAGGCUCAUCGGAACACUAGUGUCCGUGAGCUAAACAUGCAGCUCACUCAGGUUCUGAACCAACUCGAAAUCGAGAAGAAGCGAGGCGAGGAGCUUAACCAUAUGAAAAAGGCAAAUAAGAAUCAAUGUUGGUGGAUGGCUCGCAAGAACGAUAUGAGCUUGACACAACUUCAACAACUGAAGGCCUCUCUCGAUGAACAAAAGAAGAAUGUGGCUAAGCAAGCUGAGAAGAUUGCUCAAGACAAGGAGGAGGCAGCAAGGAAGAGAGGUAAAGAGCUCAAACAAAGAAGAAAAGGCUUGAUGAAAGAGCUUUGGUAUACGCGUUCAAUGGACAAAUUCAACCUGGAAGAGCAUGAAGUUUUGGAUGCUGGUAUGAAGGCCUUGUGGAAUGAUGUUGCCGAACUUGCAAAGAAGCUAAAGAAGGAACAAGAUCCAGCAAUGAAGGCCUUGACUACUCUCCCUAUGCCUAGUAUGCCCUGCAACCCAACUCAUGAAUAUGCCCCCAGCAGUACUAAUUCAACUCCUCCCCUGAGUAGCUUCUGUAACCUAGACUCUGGCAGUCCCAACAUAAUGAUGAUGGAUAACCCAUUGAAUGAUUCAAGCAUAGCGUUAGAUCCUAUUGAUGACUUGAAGGCCAUGCCUAGGGAUCUCUUCAAUAAUUUAGUCAUGAUUGAGUUAGAUGAUCCAAUUGCAGCACUUAAUGCAGGAGAUAAUCCAGACAUAAUUUCUGAUGCCUUCGGGAACCAAAUUGCAACAAUGGAUAUUAAUCUGUCAAAUGAUCCAAAUAUCGGGCCUAAUGAGUUUUUUAAUCCGAGUACUAUGCCUCAUGCACCAAAUGAUCCAAUUAGCACAACAUCAUAUGCUCUAAAUAUGAUAUGUAUUGUGCCAGAUGAUUCAAAUCUAGACUCAGUAUUUGAUGGCUUCACUCUAGAGAUGCUGUUUGCGGAUCCAUUGGAUGAUGAGAACUUCAUUGUGGACAAUCCAAAUGAGGCGGCUAACGGUGAUAAUCUGAAAACAAUGCCACCUCCUCUUGCAGGGAAUGUUCUAGGAAGCGGCCAAGGAUUUUAA
This is a messenger RNA of Carica papaya (papaya), 1338 nucleotides long. The record is from RefSeq and is a predicted model, not a curated record. NCBI's taxonomy places the organism in Eukaryota, Viridiplantae, Streptophyta, Magnoliopsida, Brassicales, Caricaceae.